CUUUCUUCUACUCCUUAUAACACACCAGAAGGUUCAAGGCUUGAGGAGCCACCUCCCUACCUCUCUCUCUCUCUCUCUCUCUCUCUCUAUACUGCGCCUCCCAAACCUCAUCUUCUCGUAACCCGUCUUUCAUCUCUCUUUCUCCUCGAUUUCUAUUGGAAGGGAUUAUUAGUAUUUAGGGUUUUAACUGUGUAUCUAUUUAGGGUUAGGGUUUUUUCUUUAACGGAAAGAAGCGUUAUCCAUAUUCGUCCUCAAUGUCUUCUUCUUCAAGGAAAGAUCAAGAUCGGAUCAAAGGACCAUGGAGCCCAGAGGAAGAUGACGCGUUGCAGAAGCUUGUUCAGAAGCAUGGACCGAGAAACUGGUCUCUGAUAAGUAAAUCAAUUCCCGGUAGAUCUGGCAAGUCUUGUCGUCUCCGAUGGUGUAACCAGCUCUCUCCCCAGGUGGAACACCGCGCUUUCACGCCGGAGGAAGAUGAGACGAUCAUCCGAGCGCAUGCCAAGUUCGGCAACAAAUGGGCGACGAUUGCUCGUCUUCUCUCCGGUCGCACCGACAACGCGAUUAAGAACCAUUGGAAUUCGACUCUGAAGCGCAAAUGCUCAUCCAUGACCGAUGAAGGUAGUGUCGAUGGGCAUGUGAACCAGCCUUUGAAGAGAUCGGUGAGCGCGGGCGCCGCCAUUCCGCCUGUCUCUGCUCUCUAUCUAAGUAGCCCAAGCAGCCCCUCUGGAUCUGAUGUUAGCGAUUCGAGCCUUCCCGUGAUAUCUCCUUCUCAUGUCUACCGACCUGUUGCAAGGACAGGAGGGAUUUUGCCUCCUCAGCAACAGCAGCAGCCACAACUCGAAACGUCCUCGUCGACCAACGAUCCACCGACGUCCCUGAGUCUCUCCCUCCCUGGAGCCGACUCGUGCGAGGCUUCAAAUCAUGUCCCCGGAUCCAACCAUGCAACAAAUCCCAGUCAACCUAGUCAGCUGGCUUCUUCCUUGUCCCUGCCCCCGCCUACGGUUGUACCAUUGCAACAGGUUUCUCAGCCGCCUCACCAUACCGAGUACAACGAGUUCGCGACGUCGGCACCGCCGGCCGAGAAGCCCUUCAUGCCGUUUUGUCCAGAGUUUCUAUCAGUGAUGCAAGAGAUGAUCAAGAAAGAAGUCAGGAACUACAUGUUGGGACUUGAGCAGAAUGGUCUUUGUUUCCGUGCUGAUGGAAUUAGGAAUGCUGUAGUGAAGCGUAUCGGCAUCAGCAAGAUCGAGUAGUGUAAUCAAGGCUCUGAAGAUAAUGAAUAUAGUGGGAGGGAGCUCGACUGCUCGAGAGAGAAUGAGAAAGAAAAACAAUCUUGUUUUUUUUCUCUCUUCUCGUUUAUCAUUUCAUACAGAAAAUAAUUUUGCUCAUGUACAGAAAACAGAGAUGGAGAAAGAUCCAGGGAUCAAAUAUGUGGAAUUAAAAGAAGGAAACAAGAGUAACCCAGAUGGUUAUCUUAAGUCAGAAGAACUGAAGGAAAAAAAAGGUCUCCUUGAACAAAGACAAAGAAAAGAACGAACUUUGUCUUUCUCCGGCCUCGUUCACCAGUUUUAGAAAAGGAGGGAAAAAACAAAAUGCAAGAAAAAAACCUUCAAUGGAAUCCAAGUUCAUUUUAGUAUCUACUUUUAGGUUUUUUAAAUUAAAAUUAAAUAUAAUAGUUUCGUUUAUUUCAGCUUUGGA
Molecule: messenger RNA, 1692 nt
Organism: Nelumbo nucifera (sacred lotus)
Lineage: Eukaryota; Viridiplantae; Streptophyta; Magnoliopsida; Proteales; Nelumbonaceae
Gene: MYBR1
Product: myb domain protein r1
Biological process (GO): regulation of DNA-templated transcription
Cellular component (GO): nucleus
Molecular function (GO): DNA-binding transcription factor activity, RNA polymerase II-specific; RNA polymerase II cis-regulatory region sequence-specific DNA binding
Source: RefSeq, a predicted model, not a curated record